UGAUGUUUUCAACUUGUCUGCCGCCCACAGGAAACUGUGUUUGCAAUGCUGGUCGAGAUCACAGAGCGGGCCAUGGCACAUUGUGGCUCCGAGGAGGCCCUCAUUGUGGGAGGUGUAGGGUGUAAUGUGAGGUUACAGGAAAUGAUGGAGACCAUGUGCCAGGAACGUGGAGCCCGGCUUUUUGCCACAGAUGAAAGGUUCUGCAUUGACAAUGGAGCCAUGAUAGCCCAGGCCGGGUGGGAGAUGUUUCAGGCUGGACACAGGACCCCUCUCAGUGAAUCUGGGAUCACACAGAGGUAUCGGACAGAUGAAGUAGAAGUGACCUGGAGGGACUAACAGAGUUAACAGGAUUGGAGUAUUUCAUGCCCUGAGUGGAGCCCAAGGGACCCGAGGCCUUAACCUCUAAGCUGACGAGGCUGUGGGCUCCCUUGUCUCAUCGUUUGAACCUCAAGAAUUGACUCAGCAUUAAAAUAUUUUUGGUUUUAUAUGGCAA
Messenger RNA from Odocoileus virginianus texanus, 493 nucleotides. The record is from RefSeq and is a predicted model, not a curated record. NCBI's taxonomy places the organism in Eukaryota, Metazoa, Chordata, Mammalia, Artiodactyla, Cervidae.